Molecule: messenger RNA, 1835 nt
Organism: Acanthoscelides obtectus
Lineage: Eukaryota; Metazoa; Arthropoda; Insecta; Coleoptera; Chrysomelidae
Source: the annotation of a GenBank genome assembly
GCAAAAAGCUAUUUUUCUAAAUAUUUUCUUAAUGCCGAUUAAAAAAGAAUACAUGGAGCAGAAUUUCACGUAAGCUUGACCAGGCAUCUUCUGAACUUUCCUGCAAUGUGACUGAUCGAAAUCCUGUAUCCUGGUGUUGAAUAUUUGUGAUUCAUAUUGAUAGCUAACACAUUACUAUUAUGCGCUGAUUGAUAAAUAUCCCGAAUGUCCAGUUCAAGGUUAGAUGACAGUAUCCAUAUAUGGAUACUCGAAACGAGUGUAGUGGACAUCAAGAUUCAGGAACCGGAAUUCUGUCAUCGUGGUCUUUUAUGGGUAAGGGAUACCCAGAACCAAGCACUCUAUAUACUCUUAUUUCUUUAUUUGAUUCGUUAGUCUAUUCACGUAUUUGCAUCUGAUGUCCGUUGUGUUUCCUCAUCCAAAUAGUUAAGUUAAACAUGAUCUGGCUGUUAAUGCUGUUGUAUGCUAUUGUACAUUUACGAAAUGUACAAUGUUUCGCUCACUAUUCUACUCACUAUCUUCAACACAGUGAUCAAUCCCUAGCACGAAAACCAAGACAAGCUACUUUUGAAAAUGAUGAAUCACUCAACAGCAAUGGAGGUAUCUUGUUCCCAACCGAUGAUGACAAUGAUCGUUUCCAAAAGCCUGAGACUAGUUUUCAGAACAGGGACGGCUCUUGGAAUAACAAUCGUAGGUUCCAGAAUUCAAGAAAUAGGGGGCAGUGGUUCAAAAAUGGUGGUCAGAAUAAUGAAGAUCAAAACGAUGGCAAGUGGUUUCAGAAUGAAGGAGGACAUUUUCACAAUAAUAAUCGAGAUUUUUGGAAAAGAACCACGACACCAAGACCAAGAACCACAACGGUACCAAUUCCAGGAUCUGCGACAAGAAGAAGUACUUGCGAAGACCAAUGUAGAGCCACGAUGGAAUAUAAUCCAGUGUGCGGCACUAACUUGGUCACCUAUACUAACAUGCAGUGGUACAAAUGUGCUCUAAGAUGCGGCAAAAGUAAGAGGAACUAUUUUCACUGAGAGUAUUUUCAAAUUUCAAAAACGUGGAGCCGGCAACAAAAAAAGAAUUAGAAAAAAGUCGGUAAGCCAAGGAUUAGAGUGGAAACAGAACGGUAACUUCAUACAACCAGGGUGAAACCGAAACUGUCGAUAAUAAAGGCAAGUUAUUUACUAUAGCAACUGCCUCCGAAAUAUAUUUCAGUUCUGCGCGUGUGGCAUCUCUUAUAUCUGCAUCUCUCGAUUGCUUUCGUCAUGAACGUGAAAUGUAAUCAAUUCCAGUUUUGAGAGCUCAGACAAGUUUCAAGCAGAUAAUAUGAUGAUUGGUAUCAAUAAACCGAGAAAGCAUCGUAAACCGCAAGUGAAAACCAUUAUUUACAUUAGAUAAAUAGAUCAAAAUAAAGCUUGCGGCAGGUUAGGUUGACAUCUUUGAUGUGCAUGUAUAUGAAUGCGUAGAAGCUCUACGUGCACUACAAUUCCGAGAGCCACACCUUCCUCAAUGACAGUAUAUUGACCACAUACAAAUGCGUGCCUUGGCAUAGGAAGUUUACCCUCCAGUUUCCACGUUUCCAGUUAUAGCCACAAAACGCAUAAGAAUGAUUUUCUCAAAGUCAAAACAAAAGAAAAAACAUUUGAAUAAGUUAAUAUGACAGCUAUCAUUUCCUAUUCCCAUUCCCUCAUAUAUGGGUCAUUCUGAAACUAUUCAUUUUUCUUUUUCCAGGGAUUGAUAUACUUGCAUAUAGAGCAUGUGCACGAUUUCGAUAAGUCAAAAUAGAAUGUGUACCUACCAGAAUGAGACUGAAUAAUUUUGUAAAUAUACAAUAUUAUAAGCACAAC